AGGCGGAGCUCGGCGUCCCGCUCGCUGGUGCAGGAGGCGGCGCGGCCGGCCGGACUGACUGACUGACUGACGGGGCUCCGCGGUCGCGGGCGCCGGCAUCUGGAGCGGUGCCCGCGUCUGGCCGGGCACUGCCCCUUCCUCGCCUGCCUCCCGGACACGCCAAGCAGAUGUGAGCGGGGCUGGGGGGAAUCCGCCGCGGCUCCCAGCAACAGGGUCCUCCUCCUCCUCCUCCUCGCGCAACCCCCGCGGCUGAAAUAUGUGGCAGCCGGCAACGGAGAGACUGCAGCACUUUCAGACCAUGUUGAAGACUAAAUUGAAUGUCCUAACUCUUCGAAAAGAGCCGCUUCCUACAGUGAUCUUCCAUGAACCAGAGGCCAUUGAGCUGUGCACCACAACUCCAUUAAUGAAGACCCGGACUCAUACUGGAUGCAAGGUUACAUAUUUGGGUAAGAUGUCCACAACAGGGAUGCCAUUUUUGUCAGGCUGCACAGAGAAACCCGUCAUUGAAUUAUGGAAGCAGCACACACUAGCCAGGGAAGAUAUUUACCCAGCCAAUGCCCUUCUGGAAAUUCGCCCCUUCCAAGUCUGGCUUCAUCAUCUGGACCUCAAAGGUGAGGCCACAGUCCACAUGGAUACCUUUCAGGUGGCACGUAUAGCCUACUGCACUGCCGACCACAACGUCAGCCCAAACAUCUUUGCUUGGGUUUAUAGGGAGAUCAAUGAUGACUUGUCCUACCAGAUGGACUGCCAUGCUGUAGAGUGUGAGAGCAAACUAGAGGCUAAGAAGCUAGCUCAUGCCAUGAUGGAAGCCUUUAAGAAGACUUUUCACAGCAUGAAGAGUGAUGGCCGAAUUCACAGGAAUAGUUCAUCUGAGGAAGUGUCUCAUGAAUUUGAAUCUGAUGAUGGCUGACUGAACUGGCUAUUGUUUCAGCAAAGGCAGAAGCGGCUUAGGGAGUAGGAUUUGAUAGAUAAAUAAGCAACAAUUGAAAUCGGGAAAGAAAAGACUGCUAAACACGUGGCUGACCAGCUUUUAAAAUCAAAAGAGGAAUUCAGUAUUGAAAGAUAUUCAUUAUUAAAGUAAUUAUGUUACAUUGAAAUCUGCUGCUGUUGUAAAUGUGAGAAAAAGCUUCUCCCCAAUACUUCAUCUCUUUAACCCAUUCCCCAAUACCAACACUACAGGGCCUGUUAUAGUUCAGGUAUAUACUUUGAGAUGAUUCAUUCCAGUCUGCCUUAUAAAACUCAUCAAGCAGUUGUAAUAGUUGAUCCUAUGGGAUUCAUAGCUAGGAUCUGAUACUGAUGCACAACAGCAGGUAGAACAGGAAAGCUCUAGGCUCCCAAAGAAUUAAUCCUUUUUCCCUGUCAUAUUGCAAAAUCCUUUGACCAUACAUAAGCUAAAACAACCAUUCAUAACCUUUUAAGAUUAACGGCCUGGCAUUCUGCAGUUAAUUCACAUUUCACAAUUUUUAAAAAAAUGCUUAUAUUUACACAUUAUAACAUAUGCUAUUUGUAUUUUACUUAUUUUACCUAUUUUCUUAAUGUGCCUGCAGCCAGUCAUCUCAUGUUUAGCACCAUUAGAUCCAGUUUCAGACUCUAUACUGCAGGAUACCAAAAAAGGGAAAAAUCCAUGAUGGCCAGUAAUACAGUGAACCAUCACUAUUAUCUGUUCACUUUCAAACUCUGAUUUAUUCCAUAAGAUGUUGGGCCACUGAUGAGAGUUGAGUGACAUGUUUUUAAGACUCUUGGUCUUUUACCCAUUGAACUGUGAUUUAGGAUCAACCUCAGGUCUAAAGUGGUAUGAAAAUGAUAGUGUAAACUCCACAGCAGUCAACAUCACCAAUUUAUUGCCUAUAAUUUGACAUAGCUAGUACUGCCUAUUCACAAAAUCUGGGGCUGUGUUAUCAUAAAGAUCAAAGUGUCUUUGAUAGUUGAAAGAGACUGGUCAUUUUGAGUCAGGUUUGCAAUGACUGUUGUGGCUGGGGAUCUCACAUUAAGAAUCCCUGCACCCUUCCUGCUCCACAGACAAAAAAAUCAUAACUUGCAUAAAUGCAAGUAUUUAAUAAAACUCAGAUAAGAGGCGAAACUUGUUUCACUAAAUGUUUUUAAGGCCAAGAGCAGAUUAAUAGUUUGCAGGUAACGCUGCUCCUUUAUACAAUUUUGUUGUUAAUCAUGGUAAUGUUAGGGGCACUAGGGCACCUUACAGAAGCCUUAAAACAAAGCUAAUCAAAGCAGAUAGGUAUAUGUUUGUGUUUUGUGGGUAUACGUAUAUUGUGUGUGUGAGUGUAUGUGUGCCUGUGUGUAUGUCCAGCGCAAAAGCAUGUAGAUUAAGCAUGGAGACAUAUUGAGGAGGACUCAGACCUCUUGAAAUAUGCUUGUUGCUUUACAACAUAUGUAAACUAUUCUCCAGCAUAAAUGCAUUCAUACUUUAAUAAAAAUAUGUUUGAGUUAAAGCC
Gavialis gangeticus (Gharial) is the source of this 2450-nucleotide messenger RNA. RefSeq names its product phosphotyrosine interaction domain containing 1 (gene PID1). The record is from RefSeq and is a predicted model, not a curated record. Lineage: Eukaryota; Metazoa; Chordata; Crocodylia; Gavialidae. The transcript is spliced from 3 exons. Gene Ontology annotation, cellular component: cytoplasm. Bases 257 to 910 code for a protein of 217 amino acids. Gene Ontology annotation, biological process: regulation of cell population proliferation; negative regulation of insulin receptor signaling pathway; negative regulation of D-glucose import across plasma membrane.